Messenger RNA from Guillardia theta CCMP2712, 3414 nucleotides. RefSeq lists its product as hypothetical. Bases 1 to 3414 code for a protein of 1137 amino acids. NCBI's taxonomy places the organism in Eukaryota, Cryptophyceae, Pyrenomonadales, Geminigeraceae. The record is from RefSeq and is a predicted model, not a curated record. Gene Ontology annotation, molecular function: calcium ion binding; actin filament binding. The transcript has a single exon.
AUGAACAACAUGAACAAGGACUACUUGAUAUUGUUUCAGCUUGACAACAGCUUCUUUAUCAAAGCUCCUGCUCGCGCGCACAGGCACAGACCUGCUCCGUUUGAUUCAGACAACAUCUACAAUGGGCUUAACUCGUGGGUGGCAUCCCUGCCAGUGAAUCGAAUCGAUUACAGCAAGUUUGCGAAGGUUAGUUAUAUGUCAACGAAGGGAUCGCCGCUACUGACCAGAAACAACCUCGAUGAGUCAGACCCAAACUCUUGGCACAGCAGCCCUUACCCUAUCAUCCCUAAGCAAUCGAGGGAAGAGGAGUGGGAGGUUAGGGUGAAGCUGGAGUCGUCGGACAGCGACAACAUGCCUUGGCUGAUCCUCGAGGGUCAGAAGAUUGAGCUGCCCACCAACGCAUCCAACAUCACCAAGCACUUCAUGGGAGGAAGGAUCUCCAUCCGCCUGCAGAAGAGCAGCUGGGGCGGCCCUUUCGUCCAAAUGAUGAGCAAGAACGCUGCCUCACAAUAUCAGCGCGUGUUCAAGCAGUACGACAGCCAGGGCAACGGCACGAUAGACGCAGCGGACAUCGGGCACGCGCUGAAGCAGCUGGGUCUAUCGCUAGAGAUGGAGGAAGUUUUCGAACUCAUCAACCGCUACGUUGAUGCCUCGGGUGAAAUGAGUUUCAACCAAUUCUGUGAGAUGAUCGAAGCCGAGAAUCACUCCAGGAGCGCCUGGUUCAUCUCCGCUAUCUGUGUGAUUUUGCCGGAGCAAGACUUCACGUACGAGACGAUCCUUUACAGAGCUGAGAUGAUGGAGGAGGAGGUAGAGGUGAUGGUCUCUCAGGUGUAUGACGAUCUUGAGCUGGAAUCUAACCCCUUCACUUCACAUCAACUCGAAGCUGCUCUUGGCUUCCUGGGGAUUGUGCAGAAUAUUGACGAUAUGGAUAAGGCCAUGUCAAAAGUGCCGAAGGACCGAAUGAUGUCGAAAGAAGAUUUCACGAAGAUUAUCAGAUCUUUGAGGAGGAAAAGCGUCCCGAGUGAAUCAACCUCCUCUCAGAACCUGAUGUCAUCGAAGAGGGGAGUAGAUGCGAAGUUGUAUCGGCUCAAAGGAAACAAGUUGAGCAUCCGAUCUUUCCCUCUUCCCGUGUCUCACAAGUCCUUGAACGCUGGAGACAUCUUUCUACUCGACAGCUGGAACACUCUCUUCCUCUGGAAGGGCGAGGACGCUUACAAGCAUGAGUGGAACGCGUGCAAGACGUACAUCAAAAAGUUGUACGUGGACAGGAUGGAGACGAACGUGGUCAAGUGCAAGCUGACGAUCCUGGAGCAACAUCAGGAGUCUGAGGAGUUCUGGUCGUUGAUGGGAGGGAAGGGACCCGUCGCUCCCGUCAGUGACGUCGUUGCCGACGAGAUCUGCAAGGUUGUCCACGAGCCCGCUGAGCCCAUUCCCGACCGCGAGGACUACUCUCCCAGAUGCGCCGUCAUCGGGGCAGGCAUGGCUGGGGCGAUCUGUGCUAAGACCAUCCGUGAGCAGUAUCGGAUCGAAGUCGUUGUGUUCGACUCGGACCUGAGGGCCGGGGGGCGUCUGGGAGCGUUGGAGAGGAACGGCAUCACCUACUCGUCCGGCGCUCCUUACUUUUGCUUCAACGGCCCGUACAUGAGGCAGAUGUUCGCCGGACUAGCAGAGGAGGCGAUCAUCGCAGAGUGGAACCCCCGGGUAGGGAUAUUGAGCAAGGCGUCGGAGACAGAUGGCAACAGCAUGGGCUUCGCAGCCACGCUCAAUUUGAUCGAAGGAGAGAGGAACAUCGAGUCGAUCUUGAUUCACCGGCACUUGACUACAGACAGCAACGCCAGCAAGCAAUCCUCCUCCAACAUGCGCAGCGUCACUUUAGACCCUCACUCUCAUCUGCAAGCCUCUGACCUGCCGCUUCCUCAUCUUCCGCAUCGAAAAAGUCACUGUCACAGCAGCGGCCGAGGACAUGGGGCUUCACCCUGGUUGAUAUCAAAGCCUGACAUGUCCGCGAUCGCAAGAAAGUUUCUUGCUAAGGUGGACACAAGGCUUGGCUUGAGGGUGCAGGCAGUACUGCCCAUGGCUGGGACUGGAAAGUACGAGGUCUUGACGGAGAACAUUGAGCAGCAGGUCAGGUCGCAAGGCUUGUUCGAUUUCGUUCUGUUCUGCGUUCCUCCCAAGGAUGCUGAUCAGCUUCUUUCCGAUUGUCAGCCUAAGUUGGCGAGCAUCCCGCGCUUGAUCAAGUUCAAGCCCGUCUGGGUUGUGCUCGUCACCUUCAGCCAUCCGGUCUACUCGCCCUACGACGCCUACUUCGUUGAGGAAGGUGCCUUCCCGCCCCUCCAGAGCGCCUACCGCGAGUCAUCCAAGUUCACCUCCUACGACCCCAUGAAUUCUGUGACCGAUUGGCUGCGAGCUGAGAAACCUGAGGCCGUUCAGGGGCCCAUCUGGGGAGGAAGCCCUCGCACUGAGCAUCACAGAAACGCUCCCAGCGUGGGGCCGCAGGGAACGCCAGUGGACACCUGGACGCUUCACCUCACCGCGACUUGGUCGGAGGAGAACAGAGGCGAGCUCGCCCCGGUCGUCUGUCAGCUAGCGAUCAAGAAGUUCCUGCACGCGUUGGGGAUGGUCAACUCGCAGAUACACGUCCUCAUGUCGCAGGCAAUACUGUGGGAGGAGGGAAACAUCGACCAGCCCGCGAGCGCCUACUGGAUCUCAGAGCACUCCGACCCCUCCUUCGGCCCCUUCUGCGCCUUCGACCCUGCUACAGGCAUCGGCAUCGCAGGCGACUGGUUCGUUGAAACCAGCGUGGAGGGCGCCUUGGUCAGCGGGUACGAGCUGGCGGGGCAUGUGGGGAGAUCGCCGAUCAUGUACAACGAGGGACACGCGAACCCUCACGGCCGCGUGCAGCACGAGGUAGCUCGAAGUUUUGCGCACAGGCAGCGGGAUGCUGACGUCAUCAGCACCUACUCGUCUGACUCUCGUCCUGCCUCCGCCAUCGGCUCGGACUGGGAGGGGAUGACGUGGGACGAGUACGUGGAGCUGCAGGAUAUCAAGGCGCAUCACGAGAAACGAGACGUCGCACCCCUCGAGCUGAUCCGCAAGAGCUCCCAGUGCCAACACGAUGGUUGCCGCAAGUGGUUGCCUGCCAGCGACGUCGAGCAGCACCAGCUGACGUGUCCUUUCCGCGCUUGUCGAUCUUGUCCGUUCGAAGGAUGCGACCUUUGGUUUGACGUCCAGCACAUUGAGGAGCACAAGAUGUCCUGCUCGUUCGGCGUGUACGCGGAGUGCGACUGGUGCUACAAGAAACUCCCGAGGAUAGAGCUAAAAGCGCACCGAAACUCAUGCCUGGCCAAGCCCACGGGAAAGGGGAAGAUGGUCAAGCACAUUCAGGCGAUUCAGAAGAUACGGGGAGGCAGGUAG